Molecule: messenger RNA, 1395 nt
Organism: Syzygium oleosum
Lineage: Eukaryota; Viridiplantae; Streptophyta; Magnoliopsida; Myrtales; Myrtaceae
Product: zinc finger protein CONSTANS-LIKE 1-like
Exons: 4
Coding region: 197-1054 (285 amino acids)
Biological process (GO): regulation of flower development
Cellular component (GO): nucleus
Molecular function (GO): protein binding
Source: RefSeq, a predicted model, not a curated record
CUCUCUAUAUAAGUGACCCUCUUUCCUCAUUGAAGUCUUUUUAUUCAACACCCUUCAGAACAGAGGCGAUCGAGCUGCGGUGCCCUGCUGCUGCUUGCUCUGUCCUGGCCUUCUGAGGGUAGUUGAAGGUCUGUGCCUGGGAAAAACAGAGCCUUUUGCGUGUGGAGAUUCUGGGGGUUUCUUUGGUUUUCAAGAAAUGUAUGCAGAGACAGGGCUGAUGUUCCCUUGCUUCCAGAACUUGUCACAGGAAGUUCAACAGAUUGAGGAGUUUUGGAAAUCCCACAAGUCAAAUGCCUCUUUGGGAAACCUAAUUCAAGCCUCCGCCAUAUCAGAAUAUGACCUCGGUGGAGAAGGGGAUCUUUUCAAAGCUCCAGAGCCCAUUAUAGAAGAACCGCAGCCGGUUGUGGGCCUUGAUCCAAUGACAGCAGCCAUUUCGAUGAUGUCCAGCGGGGAAGACGUCAUGUUGCCUCAAGGACUGAAGGUUGCUGAUUUUAUGUCGCUUCAGAAUGACCCGCUGUUCAGUGAGGUCUUCUAUGAUUGUAAGAAGGAUCUCCUGGAGAAAGCAGGGAUGGAUGCGCCACUAGCUGGAAUUUUCGAUGAAAAGCUACCUCCUAUGAGGAUAGAUGAAAACGAAUCCCUAAAGGAUGAGUUGUCUUUUGAUGUGCCGUUUCAGAAGAGUGUGAGCUCGGGAAGCCUGACCUCAAUGGAAUGGAUGCACGGGGCUGCAGUGAAGCCGAGUUUCCUGGAUUUUUCCGGACUCGAUCUUGGAGCUGUUUACGGGAUGAGAAGGGCAUUCAGUGAAGGAGACAUAAAGACUCUUGGUAAUUGUAAUGUGAGCCUCAUCAGUUCUCCACUUGAGCAGCCGAUCAUCGUCAGCAACUGCACCAGUGAAGAACGCCGGGAGAAGCUCUCAAGAUACAGAAACAAGAAAACAAAGAGGAACUUUGGGAGGAAGAUCAAGUAUGCAUGCAGGAAGGCGCUCGCGGACAGUCAACCCAGGAUUCGUGGAAGAUUCGCAAAGACCGAGGAAUGUGACACUCCCAAGAGACAGUAAAUGUUGGGCACUGACUGCCAAUAACUGGGCCGCAAUAGCCGUUCCAGAGGAAUACCAGAGAGUUUCACAAAGAGAGCCAAGGAAGGCGAUGAAGAAAGUUUGUCGAGGUUACGACUCAGUAAACGGAAUCCCCAACUCCCACAAACUAGCUGCUCUCUAGAUCCACCGUAGUAACACUCCUUUAUAGACCAGUAGCUGCCGCCAUGAUCUGUACAUAGGUUUGUUGAACAAUAAAUGGUGGUCGAGAAAGAGAUGUAGAUGCUCGUAUUCGCAUAUAUCUAUGUCGUUUCUGUAUCGGGUGCAUUGAGGCCAUCACGACUUAGUGAGUUCUUCCAUCACUA